UUCUGAAAAUGAGCUGUAAGCUAUGCCGUAGACAUAGUGACUAAGCGGAACACCUCCUUUCUGCACCCAGUUUAAUGGAACUAUAAAAGCAUUGUUCAUGUUGUAUAUAAAAAGAAGAUGCCCCUCUGUAAUAGAUAUAGAUCAAAAGGGGGAGCAUUUGAAAUUUGCUGGGAUGCUCUGCAAUACCCUUCAAAAGGAGCAGUAUUUAUGCAAUGGAGAAAAGGAGCACUUUAGUGAUAGCGAUGAUAUAACUUGUUACUAGAUGGUUGGAUGAUUUCAGAUUAUAUUUCAAAUUGUUGAGAGUUAUCACAGGGCGCUGGGUCUGAAAUUAGGAGGAGAAAAAUUCAGAACAGUAUAAAAGAUUUUUCUUAUACUUCAUUAAUGUCGUGGCUCCAAAAGUUCUCUGAAACAUAGCAAGUCUCAAUGCACUUCCCCUUUUGAGUUUCUACAGUAAACCGCAGUGAUGUUAUAGAGUGUGAUUUCAAACUAGCUGACAAAUUCAUUUGUGCCAUGCAUCACUAAGUUUCAAGUUAGUCUUAAAAGAUUCUUGCAGAUGAGGAUGGCUAUUGGCUGAUUUUAAAACAUUCAAGAUUUACAAAUUAUUGCUUGAAGAACAAUUACUUAAGUUCGUGAUGGGGACAAAAAUAUUACCAUUGGAAAAUUCAACACUCUUCAACCAAAAAAGUACGGGGAACAGCACCACUUUUAAUUAUUACAAUUAUGAUUAUUCGGGGGACGAUGACACAGGCUAUAUUGAAUUGUGUGAGAACGCUCAUGUCAAUUCAUUUGGAUCAAUAUUUGCACAAGUCUGGUACAGUCUUAUCUUUAUUUUCAGCCUAAUUGGAAAUAUUUUAGUUUUGUGGAUCCUGAUAAAACACGAGAAGCUAAAAAGUAUAACAGACAUCUUUAUUUUGAACUUAGUCGCCUCUGAUCUGCUUUUCACCUGUUCACUUCCAUUCUGGGCUGUGGAUCAUGAACAUGGGUGGAUUUUCGGCAAGGGCAUGUGCAAGAUAAUGACUGCGGUAUUCUUUGUUGGCUACUACAGUGGGAUCUUGCUGCUGACAUUGAUGACUGUACACCGAUACUUUGCUGUGGUUCAUGCCCUGCCUGCCAUGAGAAUCAAAAGUCUCUGCUAUGGUGUGGUGGCCUGUUCAGCAGUUUGGUGCAUUAGCAUUUUAGCCACAGUCCCUGAAAUGAUCUUUUCUGAUGUCCUUGUUAAUGGGGACCAAAGCUUUCUUUGUACCAGUUCUUAUCCAAAGGAGAGUGAACUAAUAUGGCAACAGUACGGAUGUUAUCAACAGAAUAUCUUGUUCUUCUUAAUCCCUUUCACGGUGAUUGUGUUAUCUUAUUAUAAAAUAUUCAAUACUGUUGUUAAGUGUAAAGCUAAGAGGAAGCAAAAAACAGUGAAAGUUAUAUUUUGCAUUGUGGUGGUGUUCUUAUUGUGUUGGGCACCUUACAAUAUAAUUAUUUUCCUACAUUCUUUACAUGACCUACGGGUACCAUCCCUUUCAACCUGUGCUGCAGAGAAUAACUUGACUUAUGCACUUUUCAUUUGCCGGAACUUUGCUUAUUUCCACUGCUGUCUAAAUCCUUUCUUUUAUGCUUUUGUGGGUACAAAGUUCAGAGAACAUCUAUUCAGAGUCGCAAGUAAAAGGUUCCCCUACUUGAGUGUGUGCAAAGAACCAAACACCUCCAGCACCAAACAGAACAGCUCUCGCAAUUAUUCGGAUUUUGACCUGCAUCUUCAAGAUCAUGUGUAGUGGGGAGCUAUAUAUCCUUACUGAAUCUGUUGUAGUUGAAUGUAAUGUUAGAGGUAGACACUUCACUAUCUACCUCUAACAGAUUUAUUCAGGUUGGACACUCUGAAUGGUAGAACCCAGCUGCAUUGUGCUUGCAUUAAUUAGGGAGUUCUCUAAAGCCAGUCCAUUCUCCUUGAUCAAUGGCAGAAGUGGAUAUUAACUGCUAUGAUCUAUUCCAUGAUUGAACACUUGGCCUUGCAAAGAUCUGAAAAUAAUAUGUGCGCAUUUCAAAGGGGGCUUUGGUCUUUCAGCUGAGGAGUUGGCAUCUCGUCAAGUCCUUUUCUGUAUCCCGGACAUGAGUAAGGCCAAUAGGGGAGGCAAGAUGGAGACUGCCCUCUUGCUCAGCUUGCCUUGGGCUCUGAAAUUAAGAUUGAUGGUUAUCUCAGAAUUGCUUUAUCUCAUGCCUGCAACCACAAACACUGGGACUGUGGUGCAGAAUGCACUUUCCUGCUGCGAGAAGCAAUCUCAAACAUUGCUCUGGCAAGACGAAACUGACUAUUUAGUCACUCCCCCUACCAUUCAGAAUCUCCCUUCACCGAGGGGAAUUCGGUAGACCACGCGGUCCUCACAAAGCAACCUUUUGCUAACAAAAGCUGAAUGCUGCCAGGGCUAUAAUUUUUCAUGCAGUAUGUGAUUUUGAUUAUUAUGAUGUAAAUUUCAAACUGUACACUUGUGUAAAAUGCUUCAAUUUAAAGGUUUUGAUUAGAAUUUACUUCAUAAAAAACAUACUUGAAAACAGACUGUAACUGUUGCAGUAACCUUCCUAGCUCUGCCAUAAUAGUAUCACCCUUAAUGCUAAUGAGCUGCACUGACAUUUUGCUAUGUGCUGGUUUUGAGGUAUCUUAUUGCUGCCACUGACUCAGAAACUAAAAUACCUUAUUCAUGCAAGUCAUUUUUCUAAAGAAAACCACAUUUGUCAAAGUGAAAUGCAUCGACAAAUAUAAAUUCUAUGUUAUACAAUAAUACGGAAAUAAAGAUUUACA
Molecule: messenger RNA, 2782 nt
Organism: Mobula hypostoma (lesser devil ray)
Lineage: Eukaryota; Metazoa; Chordata; Chondrichthyes; Myliobatiformes; Myliobatidae
Product: chemokine XC receptor 1-like
Exons: 2
Coding region: 633-1760 (375 amino acids)
Biological process (GO): immune response; positive regulation of cytosolic calcium ion concentration; G protein-coupled receptor signaling pathway
Cellular component (GO): membrane; external side of plasma membrane
Molecular function (GO): C-C chemokine receptor activity; C-C chemokine binding
Source: RefSeq, a predicted model, not a curated record